CCUUGGGGAACCCCACUCCGUUUUCCACCUCUCACACUCAGAUUCUGCAAGGCACCCAUGGUUAGCUGACUUCAUACCGACUCCGUGCAGAGAACAGUGCCCGUUUCUGCUUCUGGAGUCUUUGGGGUUGGGCAAUGCUAUCAGGCCACCAGCUGAGGAGCACUCUUUAGUAAUGAAAGCCGGAGGAAUGCGAAUUUCCAAAAAACAAGAAAUGGGCGUUUUGGAAAGACACACCAAAAAAACAGGACUGGAGAAAACAAGUGCCAUCUCAAAUGCUGCCAAAAUACAGAUGUUGGAUGCUCUGAACGACACACUGGACAAGCUCAACCACAAAUUUCCAGCAACAGUUCAUACAGCACAUCAAAAACCCACACCUGCCCUGGAGAAGGCCGCUCCGCUGAAGAGGGCCUACAUUAUCCAGCAGCCUCGAAAAUGAUGGACCAGGAUAUAAAACUCAGCCAUCUGGUCAACCUUCCUAUGAUCUAACAGUUCAGAAAAAAAUAGCCAACACUUCCAUGUAGGUCUGCUCCUUUGCUUGGUAAAUAAAGCAACUUUUGUAUCUUCCCUUUUUGGUUCAGAUAAUAAAGCUUCCAAAAUUAUAAA
Messenger RNA from Peromyscus leucopus (white-footed mouse), 603 nucleotides. It is a transcript of the gene Dapl1, whose product is annotated as death associated protein like 1. Gene Ontology annotation, biological process: cellular response to amino acid starvation; negative regulation of autophagy; apoptotic signaling pathway. The transcript is spliced from 4 exons. Gene Ontology annotation, molecular function: death domain binding. NCBI's taxonomy places the organism in Eukaryota, Metazoa, Chordata, Mammalia, Rodentia, Cricetidae. The record is from RefSeq and is a predicted model, not a curated record. The coding region runs from base 173 to 436 and encodes 87 amino acids.